AUGGACGAAAACGGAAAAGUUCUGGACAAUCUGUCGGACAAAACAGAAAAGGAGGACAAUCUGUCGGACAACACGGAACAGGAGGACAGUCUGUCGGACAACACGGAACAAGAAGACAAUCUGUCGGACAACACGGAACAGGAGGACAGUCUGUCAGACAACACGGAACAAGAGGACAAUCUGUCGGACAACACGGAACAGGAGGACAAUCUGUCGGACAAAACAGAACAGGGGGACGAUCUGUCAGACAACACGGAACAGGAGGACAAUCUGUCGGACAACACGGAACAGGAGGACAGUCUGUCGGACAACACGGAACAGGAGGACGAUCUGUCGGACAACACGGAACAGGAGGACAGUCUGUCGGACAACACGGAACAGGAAGACAAUCUGUCGGACAAUACGGAACAGGAGGACAACCUGUCGGACAACACGGAACAGGAGGACAAUCUGUCGGACAACACGGAACAGGAGGACAACCUGUCGGACAACACGGAACAGGAGGACAAUCUGUCGGACAAAACAGAACAGGAGGACAAGCUGUCGGACAACACGGAACAGGAGGACAGUCUGUCGGACAACACGGAACAGGAGGACAGUCUGUCGGACAACACGGAACAGGAGGACAAUCUGUCGGACAACACGGAACAAGAGGACAAUCUGUCGUACAACACGGAACAGAAGGACAAUCUGUCGUACAACACGGAACAGGAGGACAAUCUGUCGGACAACACGGAACAGGAGGACAAUCUGUCGGACAACACGGAACAGGAGAACGAUCUGUCAGACAAAACAGAACAGGAGGACAAUCUGUCGAACAACACGAAACAGGAGGACAAUCUGUCGGACAAAACAGAACAGGAGGACAAUCUGUCGGACAACACGGAACAGGAGGACAAUCUGUCGGACAAAACAGAACAGGGGGACGAUCUGUCAGACAACACGGAAGAAGAGGACAAUCUGUCGGACAACACGGAACAGGGGGACGAUCUGUCGGACAACACGGAACAGGAGGACAGUCUGUCGGACAACACGGAACAGGAGGACAAUCUGUCGGACAACACGGAACAGGAGGACGAUCUGUCGGACAACACGGAACAGGAGGACAAUCUGUCGGACAACACGGAACAGGAGGACAAUCUGUCGGACAACACGGAACAGGAGGACGAUCUGUCGGACAACACGGAACAGGAGAACAAUCUGUCGGACAAAACAGAACAGGAGGACAAUCUGUCAGACAACACGGAACAGGAGGACAAUCUGUCGGACAACACGGAACAGGAGGACAGUCUGUCGGACAACACGGAACAAGAGGACAAUCUGUCAGACAACACGGAACAGGAGGACAAUCUGUCGGACAAAACAGAACAGGAGGACAAUCUGUCGGACAACACGGAACAGGAGGACAAUCUGUCGGACAACACGGAACAGGAGGACAAUCUGUCGGACAAAACAGAACAGGGGGACGAUCUGUCAGACAACACGGAAGAAGAGGACAAUCUGUCGGACAACACGGAACAGGGGGACGAUCUGUCGGACAACACGGAACAGGAGGACAGUCUGUCAGACAACACGGAACAGGAGGACAAUCUGUCGGACAACACGGAACAGGAGGACGAUCUGUCGGACAACACGGAACAGGAGGACAAUCUGUCGGACAACACGGAACAGGAGGACAAUCUGUCGGACAACACGGAACAGGAGGACGAUCUGUCGGACAACACGGAACAGGAGAACAAUCUGUCGGACAAAACAGAACAGGAGGACAAUCUGUCAGACAACACGGAACAGGAGGACAAUCUGUCGGACAACACGGAACAGGAGGACAGUCUGUCGGACAACACGGAACAAGAGGACAAUCUGUCAGACAACACGGAACAGGAGAACGAUCUGUCGGACAAAACAGAACAGGAGGACAAUCUGUCGGACAAAACAGAACAGGAGGACAAUCUGUCGGACAACACGGAACAGGAGGACAAUCUGUCGGACAACACGGAACAGGAGGACAUUCUGUCGGACAAAACAGAACAGGGGGACAAUCUGUCGGACAACACGGAACAGGAGGACAAUCUGUCGGACAACACGGAACAGGAGGACAAUCUGUCGGACAAAACAGAACAGGGGGACGAUCUGUCGGACAACACGGAACAAGAGGACAAUCUGUCGGACAACACGGAACAGGGGGACGAUCUGUCGGACAACACGGAACAGGAGGACAGUCUGUCGGACAACACGGAACAAGAGGACAAUCUGUCAGACAACACGGAACAGGAGGACAAUCUGUCGGACAAAACAGAACAGGAGGACAAUCUGUCGGACAACACGGAACAGGAGGACAAUCUGUCGGACAACACGGAACAGGAGGACAAUCUGUCGGACAAAACAGAACAGGGGGACGAUCUGUCAGACAACACGGAAGAAGAGGACAAUCUGUCGGACAACACGGAACAGGGGGACGAUCUGUCGGACAACACGGAACAGGAGGACAGUCUGUCGGACAACACGGAACAGGAGGACAAUCUGUUGGACAAAACAGAACAGGGGGACGAUCUGUCGGAAAACACGGAACAAGAGGACAAUCUGUCGGACAACACGGAACAGGGGGACGAUCUGUCGGACAACACGGAACAGGAGGACAAUCUGUCGGACAACACGGAACAGGAGGACAAUCUGUCAGACAACACGGAACAGGAGGACAAUCUGUCGGACAACAUGGAACAGGAGGACAAUCUGUCGGACAACACGGAACAGGAGGACAAUCUGUCGGACAACACGGAACAAGAGGACAAUCUGUCGGACAAAACAGAACAGGAAGACAAUCUGUCGGACAACACGGAACAGGAGGACAAUCUUCUGUCGGACAACACGGAACAGGAGGACAAUCUGUCGAACAACACGGAACAGGAGGACAAUCUGUCGGACAACACGGAACAGGAGGACGAUCUGUCGGACAACACGGAACAGGAGGACAAUCUGUCGGACAACACGGAACAGGAGGACGAUCUGUCGGACAACACGGAACAGGAGGACAGUCUGUCGGACAACACGGAACAGGAGGACAGUCUGUCGGACAACACGGAACAAGAGGACAAUCUGUCGGACAACACGGAACAGGAGGACAAUCUGUCGGACAACACGGAACAGGAGGUCGAUCUCUCGGACAACAUGGAACAGGAGGACAAUCUGUCGGACAACACGGAACAGGAGGACAGUCUGUCGGACAACACGGAACAGGAGGACAACCUGUCGGACAACACGGAACAGGAGGACAAUCUGUCGGACAACACGGAACAAGAGGACAAUCUGUCGUACAAAACAGACCAAGAGGCUUAUCUGUCGGACAACACGUGGUUGUCAGUGGAAGUAGUUGUAUCUCGUACCGCUAAUCCGAACAGCUAUAUCACCGAUCGUCCAUUUCUACCACGGAUUUCCCCUCUCAUUAUAACGGUAAUCAUCAGAAAGGAACGUGCGUCUCCGCACGUGAAAUCUACACCGCCAAUCACCUUAUCCGUUACAUAUUUCGCAUGA
Pecten maximus is the source of this 3528-nucleotide messenger RNA. RefSeq names its product protein PFC0760c-like. The transcript is spliced from 2 exons. The record is from RefSeq and is a predicted model, not a curated record. Bases 1 to 3528 code for a protein of 1175 amino acids. Lineage: Eukaryota; Metazoa; Mollusca; Bivalvia; Pectinida; Pectinidae.